Messenger RNA from Scleropages formosus (Asian bonytongue), 1354 nucleotides. Its product is annotated as D(4) dopamine receptor-like. Gene Ontology annotation, molecular function: dopamine neurotransmitter receptor activity, coupled via Gi/Go; G protein-coupled receptor activity. NCBI's taxonomy places the organism in Eukaryota, Metazoa, Chordata, Actinopteri, Osteoglossiformes, Osteoglossidae. Gene Ontology annotation, cellular component: plasma membrane. The record is from RefSeq and is a predicted model, not a curated record. Gene Ontology annotation, biological process: phospholipase C-activating dopamine receptor signaling pathway; negative regulation of cytosolic calcium ion concentration; negative regulation of voltage-gated calcium channel activity. The transcript has 4 exons. The coding region runs from base 1 to 1107 and encodes 368 amino acids.
AUGCCGCCGGGUCUCAACGCGUCCGACCGCAGCGUCCCGCCGCUGCCGCCGCCGCCGGACUCGGGACACAACGUGCCCGCCCUGCUCAUCGGGGUUCUGCUCAUCGUCUUCAUCAUCGGCGGCAAUGUGAUGGUGUGUCUCAGCGUGUACGCGGAGAAAGCUCUGAAGACAACCACGAACUACUUCAUCGUGAGCCUGGCGGUCGCAGACCUCUUGCUGGCGGUGCUGGUCUUGCCUCUAUAUGUGUACGCGGAGUUCCAGGGCGGCACGUGGACCCUGAACACGGUCAUCUGCGAUGGACUCAUGACCAUGGACGUGAUGCUGUGCACGGCCUCGAUAUUCAACCUGUGCGCCAUCAGCAUUGACAGAUUCAUCGCCGUGUCCAUCCCUCUCAAUUACAACAGGAAACACAUAGACCAGAGGCAAACCGUCCUGCUCUCCGCCACUUGGAUACUGGCGUCGGCCGUGGCGUCGCCUGUCCUCUUUGGCAUCAACGAUGUCCCGCAGAGGAACCCGCUGGAGUGCAAGCUGGAGGACGACAACUACGUGAUCUACUCGUCCGUCUGCUCCUUCUUCAUCCCCUGCCCGAUCAUGCUGCUGCUCUACUGCGGAAUGUUCCGGGGCCUGCGGCGCUGGGAAGAAGCGCGCAAGGCCAAGCUGCGCAACAGCGUGGAGAUGUGCCGCAAGCUGCGGCGGGCCGCCGCCGCGGACCGCGCCUCAGCGGGCCGCAAGCCGGAGGAACGGCGCCCGCGGGCGGACUGCCCCUUCCCGCCGGCGUACCGGCACAGCUCCAUCCAGACCGUGGCCUUCGCAGACACCGUGUACGAAACCCCGGCCAGAGCCAAGAGAGCCAAGAUCAAUGGGCGCGAGCGGAAGGCCAUGAAGGUGCUUCCAGUUGUGGUCGGUGUCUUCCUCUUCUGCUGGACGCCGUUCUUCGUGGUGCACAUCACGCGGGCCCUGUGCGCGACCUGCGACAUCUCGCCCUACCUGAUGAGCACCGUUACCUGGCUGGGCUACGUCAACAGCGCCUUGAACCCCAUCAUCUACACCGUCUUCAAUACCGAGUUCAGAAACUUCUUCCGCAGAUUCCUGCACGGCUGCUGCUGACGGCAUCGGAGCCACCGUGCGGAAAAAGCACAACAUCUGCAUUUUAUGCAUAUGCUUACGAAGGAAUACGCGCGUCGGCCGUAUCUCGCUCCAGCACCUCUCUCGCAUUUACUCUUCUUUCGGUUUCGAAUCCACGUUUGCUUUCCGUUACCGCAGCAGCCGCAGCUCGGCGGGAACGGCGUCUUCUGUUUGGAUCUUCUCCAUGUACGCGAUGACACGUUUUAAAAUAAAGAUACUAUCAGCAGAG